AGGGGCGCGCUCCGGUGGUCUCAGCCUUGGCAGGAUCGCGCUGCCAGGCGUGUCGAUCAGCGGGCAGAUAACAGAUGUCGUAACUUGUCAGAUGAGAAAACGAGGCGGUGGUGUAGGCGGUGGUGCUGGCUUAGGUGCUGGCUUUGGAAUUCUAGUUCAUGGUAGAAGUGUCUCUCUUCACUACUUCGUCUACUUCUACUAUGCCUCACAUCCCUUCCCCUCCUGCCCCUCGCUGGACCAUCGCCUGGCCUGGCCUGGCCUGUCUGGCUGGCUGGCUGGCUGGCUAUCAAUCUUCUGCCAAUCCAGCGCCAGCCCCCUUUUUGGCUCUAGCUCGGCCAGGCCCCCCUCGCUAAGUGAGCUGCGAGCUGCGGCUUUUCUCACCACUACUGCACCAAUCUCUCCCGACUGGGCCAACCGCCUAUCGAAGAACGCCGCCGCCGCCGCCGCCGCCGGGUCCACACACGUUUCCCCAACACCAGAGGCAGAUCAGAUCAGAUCAGAGCCGGGGGCCUCGUGCUGUGUGAAAGUCCUCUCUCUCUGCCUGCGGUGUCUGUCUGUCAGUCGUCGACCAGUAGCAGCAGAAGGCACUCCCACGACCAGGUCAAUCCUCUCGCCCCGGUCUCUCUUCAUCCAUAUCGCCCCCAGGCCAGAUCUCUCUUCAUCGCCCUUCGAACAUCGAGAUUGAGUAGAGUGAGUGAGUGAGUCGAGUCAGCGUCCGUGGCCCGCCAUUGAAACGCCAAAACCCAAACCUCCAAGCACAAGCACAAGCACAAGCACAGGCAAGCACAAGCAAGCACAAGCAAGCACAAGCACCUCCUCCCCCAACAUUCCGCACCGCCUCUCCUCCACCAACCGCCCCUCCUUGGAGCCUUCUCCUGAACGCGGUAUCGAGCAAUCAAUCCUGUCCUUCCCGCUCCCCGCAGGCUGCUCUUCUCCUCGGCCCCCCCCCCCCCUCUCCACUCUUCACUGCACCGCAUUGCACUCAACUCCUUCCUUUCCCAUAUUCGCCG
Hyaloscypha bicolor E is the source of this 1010-nucleotide messenger RNA. RefSeq lists its product as uncharacterized. The record is from RefSeq and is a predicted model, not a curated record. Lineage: Eukaryota; Fungi; Ascomycota; Leotiomycetes; Helotiales; Hyaloscyphaceae. The transcript has a single exon. Bases 92 to 685 code for a protein of 197 amino acids.